Helobdella robusta is the source of this 1071-nucleotide messenger RNA. RefSeq lists its product as hypothetical. Gene Ontology annotation, cellular component: membrane. NCBI's taxonomy places the organism in Eukaryota, Metazoa, Annelida, Clitellata, Rhynchobdellida, Glossiphoniidae. The annotation marks the transcript as partial. The record is from RefSeq and is a predicted model, not a curated record. Gene Ontology annotation, biological process: G protein-coupled receptor signaling pathway. The transcript has 5 exons. Gene Ontology annotation, molecular function: thyrotropin-releasing hormone receptor activity.
UAUUCCAACUCCUACCGUCUGGUGGGCAGUCUGCUUGUCGGAAGCAUCUUCAUGGUUGGGUUGAUGGGAAACAUUAUGGUGGUCAUCGUAGUGUCCAGGUGGAAGUCCAUGCACACGCCCACGAAUUGUUACCUGGUGUCGCUAGCGGUGGCCGAUCUGUUGCUGCUCAUCUUCGCCUGCCCGCCGACCAUCGUUGACUUUUUCAACAUCGUCGAUGAUUACGUCUUUGGAAGGGUUGCCUGCAAGAGCAUGGUCUUCGCGCAGUACCUGGCGAUCAACUUGGGCUCCCUCUCCAUCACGGCGUUCACUGUCGAAAGGUUUGCCGCUAUCUGCCACCCCAUUCUUACUCAUAGAUUCUGCACAGUGGAGCGAGCUCUGCGCAUACUGGCCUGUUUGUGGUUGUUUGGAUUGGCCUACUGCUCCCCCUGGCUCUUCCUGGCCGACACCAAGCAGAGCACCUACGACGAUGGGACCAUGACGGAGGAGUGCACGUUCAAGAUAGCCAGGAACCACUACUUCAUCUACUUCAUGGCAGACCUCAUCGUCUUCUACCUUCUGCCGCUGAUCACCAGCGUGCUUCUCUACGUCCUCAUCGCAAGAAGAUUGUACCGAGGCGCUGGCAUGCGAGCUUCUGACAGGUCGGACAACAAAAACGACAACAACACUUCGUCGCACAAUUCAAACAACACAAUUGCUCAUAAACAAACCACAUUUGCCAACAGGAAUAGAGUGAUCAAGAUGUUGGCCAUUGUCGUUUUGAUGUUUGCUGUUCUGUGGUUGCCCUACAGGGCUUAUGUCGUGUACAAUUCGCUUGCCACGCCCCUCUACUGCAGGUGGACAUUGUUAACUGUGAGAAUCAUGGUGUACGCCAACAGCUCCAUCAACCCAAUACUGUACAGCGCCAUGUCGUCGAAGUUCAGGAGAGCGUUCAUCUGCCUGCUGUCCUUCAGGAGCAAACGCUUCCACCAACAGCAACAGCUACUGCAGCAACGACAGCAGCUGCAGAGUUUGCAGGCGUAUGAAAGGCAAAUGCACAACAAAAGAUUAUCCGCAUGUUUGAAUCCUUUGUAA